AACCCGUGCAUUUGCACGGGCUAUGUGCUAGUUUUAAGAAAUAGAAGAAAAUAAAAACAUAGGAGGGAUGGAAGGGCAAAUGGGUCAUUUAAGGGGCACUCUGAAAACAGAUUAGCUUGAGAGAGAAGAAAGAGCGAAAGCAUAACAGAAGAAAGAGAGAAGCGCAAGUUAGCGCCAUUGUUUCCUCUCAGUCUCAGUCUCAGUCUCACCCAUUCUUCUCUACUCUUCCUCUUCCUAUCGCUUUUCUUCUUCCUCUUCGAACUUAAACUCACCGAUUUUGCAGACAUGGCUUGCAGGCGUUUGAUAACGCAGGCUACAAGGCAUCAAUCAGAAUUUGGAAAGCUCAAAAAUUUGUUAGCUAGAAGCUAUAAUUUGUCUGUUAACAAGUUUGAAGGCUUUAAAGGGAAUAGGCUUUGCUGUUCUCAGGAGAGAUUCCAAUCAAGCUAUGUUGGUAAUCUGGCUUGUCAAGGGCGUGAAGCAGAUAAAGCUAGUGAAGUUGAUCUUAAAGAACUUAACCAUCGAAAUGAUGCUGAAGCUGUGAUAAGAGCAUUUGAAUGUCAGCCAUCUCUACAUGCUAAUCCUUCAGCGGUUUCUGAAUAUGUUAAAGCAUUGGUGAAAGUUGAUAGCCUGGAUGAAAGUGAAUUAUUGAAGACUUUGCAUAGAGGACUUGGUAUGAAUGAAGAAGUGCAGCCCGGUGUGGAGUCAAGUACUAAAUUUAGUGACAUAAAAGGUGUUGAUGAGGCAAAAGGAGAACUGGAAGAAAUUGUUCACUACUUCCGGGAUCCUAAGUUCUAUACUCGUCUUGGUGCGAAGUUCCCAAAAUGUUUUUUGCUUGCUGGCCCGUCUGGCAAUGGUAAAACGAUGUUGGCAACAGCUGUUGCUGGAGAGGCUGGGGUUCCUUUCUUCUCAUGCAGUGGACGUGAAUUUAAAGGAAUGUCUGUUGGGGCUGGCGCACGAAGGAUGAAGGAUCUCUUUGCUGCUGCAAAAAAGCGGUCACCUUGUAUAAUCUUCAUUGAUGAGAUCGAUGCUAUUGGAGCAAGCCAAAAUCAAUUCCUCGUUGAGCUCGAUGGACUCAAGCAAAACGAUGGCAUAAUUGUGAUUGCAGCUACUAAUGUUCCAACGUCACUAGAUAAGGCCUUGGUAAAACCUGGUCGAUUUGAUCGCCAUGUCGAUGUGCUUUGAAGGAAGGCUCCAGAUUUUGGAAUCUCUCUUGUCAAAGGUGCUGAAGGCUGAUGAUAUUAAUUUGAAGUACUUCACUAAACAAACAUAUCUGUUCUCUGGUGCUGACCUUGCAAACAUGGUUAAUACUGCGGUUCUUAAGGCUACAAUGGGUGGUGCAAAAGCUGUGACCAAGAAAGAUUUAAAGUAUUCCAUUAUUCUAAUUAAUAUAAGUUCCACUAUAAUGAAAUACUGUUUCAAAAAACUAUAAUGAAAUACAAUUAAAAUAUAAAUAUAAAUUUAUAAUAAAUAAUUUUAAUUUCUUCGUGAA
Molecule: messenger RNA, 1489 nt
Organism: Lotus japonicus
Lineage: Eukaryota; Viridiplantae; Streptophyta; Magnoliopsida; Fabales; Fabaceae
Product: ATP-dependent zinc metalloprotease FTSH 4, mitochondrial-like
Exons: 6
Coding region: 286-1182 (298 amino acids)
Biological process (GO): proteolysis
Cellular component (GO): chloroplast thylakoid
Molecular function (GO): ATP binding; ATP hydrolysis activity; ATP-dependent peptidase activity
Source: RefSeq, a predicted model, not a curated record